CCUCUGCAGUGAGGUGCAUUUGGUCGAUGAAGGCGACUCAUCAUUGUGAUGUAUAAUGGCUCCUGCUCUGAGUGCUAUGUUGGGGUCACGGGCCGUGGGGUCAGAGGUCGCGGGGGCGGCGUGGCUGGCUAAAGGGGAGCUGGCACUUGUAGGCACACUCACGGGACUCACGGCUUUCCUGCUGCUCUCUGUCCUCCUGCUGCUGUGUGCGAGCUGCCAGGGGCAGAAAAAAGGGGGGCCGCCAGGAGACCAUGAAAACCUGAUGAAUGGGGUGUCAGAAAAGGAAACAUGUAGUCAGUCAAUAGAAAGUCAUGGAACUGACUUGGCAGUCAGCAGCUCCCAUAAUGGGCCUCUUACAAGUGGUACAGUACUCACGGACACAAUGGACACAAGUCCCCAGCCUUCAGAAGACAUGCUGUCCAGCCAAUCAGAGCUCAGAUCCUCUAAGUAUCACCAGGAUCGUGAAUUACCCAGCAUUCCACCCACCGAUAACCUCAAAGCAGCUGUGGUCGAUGCUCAAGUUGCCUCAGGAGAGGACACAUACGAGGUGGUGAAGGACUGCGCCUCCCGUGAUGUCAGUGUCGAGGACUGUCUGUACGAGACGGUGAAAGAGCUCAAGGACAUUGGCCUACCCAACGGUACACUAAGCCCAGAGGAACCGCCUGCGCCUCUUCUCAACGGCCACCCAAGCCCUGCUACACCAGACCACACCAUGCUGCCCAAUGGCGUCGAGUACGCCUCCGUCAACCUCAGCAAGAAGAGCCGCUACAGCACUGACCUGGAGGCCAGGCGCUCUGCCACCAUUGUGGCGUACGCAGAUCCUGAGGAAGAAAAACCUCCUCCCAUACCAAAUAAAGUGCUGGAUGAGAAUGACAACCAGCAGAUUCCAAAUGGACAGUUACACUCCCCGGUGAUGACUCCAGAGCUUGAGGACAAUGUGUCUCCGGACAGUAAGUUAUCAGACAUGCACUCCAAGGUAGUGAAGAAUACUGUAAAGGAAACAGAGAAUGACUACAGCAGCAUCGGAGAGAUCAAGGGAAUGGUGCCGGAGUCGACUUCCAGUGAUCUUUAUGCCACAGUUGGGGAUGAUUACCCAAUAGCUCUUGGCUCCCAGCCUCCGGAGGUGCUCACAGAGAAUGCAGACCCUGCGUACGAUACCAUCAAGAUCUCCAAAGCGGCUGAAGAGGCUCAUCAGGGCAAUGGGAUCGGGGAACCUGACUAUGAGAGCGUGGGGGAACUGGGUCUGAACGGGGACAUCUCCCGUCUCUGACCACCCAUCUAGGGGACCGUGGACAAUGAGAACUCACUUCUCUGAGGUUUAGAAGUGGAAUUUGGGGUGGUAUCAUGAGAAUAAUGCACUUAACCUUUCCUGAUUGAAUGUUUUUCAGUGUAGCUUUUAUGCACCCCAUUUUUUUUUUUAACAUUAUUAAUGAAAGGGUUCAUUCAGACCUGUGACCCAGCAUAGGAAAUGAAACACUCUCGAGUCGCUCAGAAGAGGGUUUGUUAUGCUUUUCAUGUGAAUAAUUGGGUACCACAAACCCGAGAUGCCCCUAUAAAAGCUGUGUUCAUUGGCAUCAUGACAUGACAUAC
This is a messenger RNA of Rhinichthys klamathensis goyatoka, 1590 nucleotides long. It is a transcript of the gene pag1, whose product is annotated as phosphoprotein membrane anchor with glycosphingolipid microdomains 1. The record is from RefSeq and is a predicted model, not a curated record. Gene Ontology annotation, biological process: intracellular signal transduction; negative regulation of T cell activation. The coding region runs from base 56 to 1270 and encodes 404 amino acids. The transcript is spliced from 6 exons. Lineage: Eukaryota; Metazoa; Chordata; Actinopteri; Cypriniformes; Leuciscidae. Gene Ontology annotation, cellular component: plasma membrane; membrane raft.